GGGCAGGCCCAUACCAACCACAAGAAGGUAGCAGCAGAUGGAGAGAGCAGAGAGGAGACCUUGAUUCAGGAAUCGGCUACCAAGGAAGAGUACUACAUGAAGAAGGUUAUGGAGUUGCAGACAGAACUGAAGCAGCUCCGAAAUGUCCUUACCAACACCCAGUCUGAAAAUGAACGCCUUAAUUCUGUUGCACAGGAACUGAAAGAGGUCAAUCAGAAUGUGGAGAUCCAAAGGGCCCGUCUGCGAGAUGAUAUCAAGGAAUAUAAAUUCCGAGAAGCGCGUUUGCUGCAAGACUACACUGAGCUUGAAGAGGAAAACAUCUGUCUCCAGAAACAAGUGUCUGUCCUGAAGCAAAAUCAGGUGGAGUUCGAAGGCCUGAAACAUGAAAUCAAAAGGCUUGAAGAGGAAACAGAAUUUCUCAACAGCCAGCUAGAAGAUGCCAUACGGCUGAAGGAGAUCUCUGAACGCCAGCUUGAGGAGGCCUUAGAGACGCUGAAGACAGAGCGGGAGCAGAAGAACAAUCUUCGUAAGGAGCUCUCUCAGUACAUGAACAUCAAUGACUCCAUGUACAACAGCCACCUGAACAUCUCUUUGGACGGACUGAAGUUCAGCGAUGAAGCCACGGAGCCCAAUAAUGAUGAAAUCAUGAAUGGAUUUGAACAAAACUGCCUCAGCAAACUCAGCAAUGGCAAGAAUAGUACAUCAACACCCAAGAAAAAUGAAAGCUUCCCUCCAGCCCCAAGUCUGGUUUCAGAUCUUCUGAGUGAAUUAAACAUUUCUGAAAUCCAGAAGCUGAAACAACAGCUUGUACAGAUGGAAAGAGAAAAGGUGAACCUGUUAACGACACUGCAGGAAUCUCAGAAGCAGCUGGAAAAUACACGGGGGGCCCUCUCGGAGCAGCAUGAAAAAGUUGGCAGACUCACAGAAAACCUGAAUGCAAUGAAGAAGCUACAGAUCAGCAAGGAACGUCAGUCUGCGCUUGACAAUGAGAAGGACCGAGACAGCCAUGAAGAUGGAGACUAUUACGAAGUUGACAUCAAUGGGCCAGAGAUCCUGGAGUGCAAGUACAAAGUGGCAGUGGCAGAGAUUACUGACCUAAAAGAAGAGCUUAAAAAUCUGAAGGCCAAAUACAAAGAAUGUGAGUCUAAGUAUGAGGAAGAGAAGAGCAGAUAUGAGACUGAGAGCCAAGCUCUUACUGAAAAGAUCACCUCACUAGAAAAAUCCAGUAGGCACGAUAGAGAACAGGUGGCCAGAUUGGAGAAGGAGCUGAAGAAAGUCAGUGAUGUUGCUGGAGAAACACAGGGCAGCCUCAGCGUGGCCCAGGAUGAACUUGUCACCUUCAGUGAAGAACUGGCCAAUUUAUACCACCAUGUUUGCAUGUGCAACAACGAAACUCCAAACCGAGUGAUGCUGGAUUACUACAAGGAAGGUAAAGGAGGACGCAGUAGUCCAGAGGCCAAGGGAAGAAGGUCUCCCAUCCUUCUUUCUAAAGGGCUGUUAACUAUAGAGCUAGGAAAGGCAGAGAAUGGAAGCAGUGACAGCAGCCCAUCUCCAGUGUCAUCUUUGCCAUCUCCUGUGUCAGAUCCUCGGAAGGAACCAAUGAACAUUUACAACUUGAUCGCUAUAAUCCGUGAUCAGAUCAAACACCUGCAAGCUGCUGUGGACAGAACAACUGAGUUGUCCAGGCAGCGUGUUGCCACUCAAGAACUUGGGCCAGUGGUGGAUAAAGACAAGGAAGCUCUCAUGGAAGAAAUCCUGAAGUUGAAGUCCCUGCUGAGCACCAAGAGGGAACAGAUAGCAACUCUGAGAACUGUGCUGAAGGCCAACAAACAGACUGCAGAGGUAGCCCUUGCCAACUUAAAAAGCAAGUAUGAAAAUGAGAAAGCUAUGGUUACGGAGACAAUGAUGAAGCUGCGAAAUGAGCUGAAGGCUUUGAAAGAGGACGCUGCUACCUUCUCUUCCCUGAGAGCAAUGUUUGCCACAAGAUGUGACGAAUAUGUCACGCAGUUGGAUGAAAUGCAGCGGCAGCUUGCAGCAGCUGAGGAUGAGAAGAAGACCCUGAACUCUUUGCUUCGGAUGGCUAUCCAGCAGAAACUGGCACUGACCCAGCGCCUGGAACAUUUGGAGCUAGACCACGAGCAGUCCAAAAGGGUGCGCACAAAAUCUGCUUCCAAAGCCAAGAGCAGUAACCCUAGUGUAAGUCACAUUCGGUCCUGUGGAGACAGGUCUGAAGGGGCUGUCCUGAACAACCAGGUUUUUUGUAGUGAGAAAUAUAAAAUCUAUUGUGACUAGGACAGGUGUGUAGAAAAAGCAUAUUAUGCAUCUUAUUUUAUGCUGUAACUGUCAGCGUAAAUCCCCACUAUCUAACGUCGCAGUGAGUUGACUUGUACUACUAUGUUGUUGAACCAGGUAAUACAAAUUGUAUUAUGGUGGUCUUAACUGUAAUUAAUUCAUAAGUCUGGGGAUGCUAUUAACAAGUUAAUAGUGGAAAGGAAUUAGCUUUUUCCACAAUUAACAUGUAUGGGUUUUGCUGUUUAUGGUAAGUGUUAAAGGAGUACACCUGAUAUAGUAUGUCUGGUG
Charadrius vociferus (killdeer) is the source of this 2580-nucleotide messenger RNA. RefSeq names its product bicaudal D homolog 2 (Drosophila) (gene BICD2). Lineage: Eukaryota; Metazoa; Chordata; Aves; Charadriiformes; Charadriidae. The coding region runs from base 97 to 2292 and encodes 731 amino acids. Gene Ontology annotation, molecular function: cytoskeletal adaptor activity; dynactin binding; dynein complex binding. Gene Ontology annotation, biological process: microtubule anchoring at microtubule organizing center; protein localization to organelle; regulation of microtubule cytoskeleton organization. Gene Ontology annotation, cellular component: Golgi apparatus; cytosol. The transcript is spliced from 6 exons. The record is from RefSeq and is a predicted model, not a curated record.